This is a messenger RNA of Rhea pennata, 1173 nucleotides long. RefSeq names its product paired box 1 (gene PAX1). Gene Ontology annotation, molecular function: DNA-binding transcription factor activity, RNA polymerase II-specific; RNA polymerase II cis-regulatory region sequence-specific DNA binding. Lineage: Eukaryota; Metazoa; Chordata; Aves; Rheiformes; Rheidae. The record is from RefSeq and is a predicted model, not a curated record. Gene Ontology annotation, biological process: anatomical structure development; regulation of transcription by RNA polymerase II.
AUGGCCCGAUGCGUGCCCGUGCGCCACGGUGCCGGUGUCGGAGGCCGCGGCGAUAACGCUGCCGCCUCUGUCGCCCCCCGCCCGCCCCGUCCCCCCGCAGAGCAGAGCUACGGCGAGGUGAACCAGCUGGGCGGCGUGUUCGUGAACGGGCGGCCGCUGCCCAACGCCGUCCGGCUGCGCAUCGUGGAGCUGGCGCAGCUCGGCAUCCGCCCCUGCGACAUCAGUCGCCAGCUCCGCGUCUCCCACGGCUGCGUGAGCAAGAUCCUCGCCCGCUACAACGAGACCGGCUCCAUCCUGCCCGGCGCCAUCGGCGGCAGCAAGCCGCGGGUCACCACCCCCAACGUGGUGAAGCACAUCAGGGACUACAAGCAGGGAGACCCGGGUAUCUUCGCCUGGGAGAUCCGCGACCGACUGCUGGCGGACGGCGUCUGCGACAAGUACAACGUGCCCUCGGUCAGCUCCAUCAGCCGGAUCUUACGGAACAAAAUCGGGAACCUCUCCCAGCCCGGCCCCUACGACGGCAGCAAGCAGCCGCCGCCGCAGCCCACCCUGCCCUACAACCACAUCUACCAGUACCCCUACCCGAGCCCCAUGGCCUCGCCGGCCGCCAAGGUGGGCGGCCACCCGGCAGCGGCCCAUGUCAGUAUCCCCCGCUCCUGGCCGUCGGCUCACUCCGUCACCAACAUCCUUGGUAUCCGGACCUUCGUGGAGCAGACGGGGGCUCUGGCCGGCAGCGAGGGGUCUACCUAUCCCCCCAAAAUGGAGGACUGGCCCGGCGUGAACCGGACGGCCUUCCCGCCGGCCCAGGGAGUCAACGGUAUCGACAAAGUUGCUGUGGAGGGAGACAUUAAAUACCCGCAGCCUGCCGCGGGGCUCUCCGCUGUGGGCGGCUUCCUCCCGGCCUGCGCCUACCCGACCUCCAAUCAGCACGGCGUCUACGGCGGGCCCGGCGGCGGCUACAUGCCCCCGGGCCACCACUGGCCUGCCCAGGGCAACCCCUUGGCCCACCACGGGCCCGGCGUGGCGGUGCACGGGGGCGACCUGGCCGCGGCGAUGGCUUUCAAGCACCCCGGCAGGGAAGUUGUGGACAGAAAACCUGCCAGUCCUGUAGGGAAAUCUCCGGAUUCUCUAAAUGCUAUCCACGGACUUUCUAUCCCAGCCUCCUCUUCCUAG